Melospiza melodia melodia is the source of this 384-nucleotide messenger RNA. It is a transcript of the gene RBM42, whose product is annotated as RNA binding motif protein 42. The record is from RefSeq and is a predicted model, not a curated record. Bases 1 to 384 code for a protein of 127 amino acids. Lineage: Eukaryota; Metazoa; Chordata; Aves; Passeriformes; Passerellidae. The transcript is spliced from 4 exons.
AUGGCGGCGGCGGCAGCUCCCGGAGCGGCGGGGCCGGGAAUGGCGGCGGGAGCCGGGCCCGGUGCCGCGGUGGUGGCGGCGGGGCCCGGAGCGGUGGCGGAACGUGGGGGCGGGAGCGGCGGGGCCGCGGUGAAGAGCGGCGAGGAGCGGCUGAAGGAGAUGGAGGCGGAGAUGGCGCUGUUCGAGCAGGAGGUGCUGGGCGCUCCAGGCCCCGCCCCUGGGGACCCUUUGGCCCCGCCCCCCGUCCUGCGCCCGAUCAUCGCCACCAACACCUACCAGCAGGUCCAGCAGUCCCUCGAGGCUCGCGCCGCCGCCGCCCGCCACCCGUCCCCCCCUUGGGGACACCCCCGGUGCCGUUCGUGGGGCCAGACAGGUAACAGGUAA